Striga hermonthica is the source of this 1170-nucleotide messenger RNA. Lineage: Eukaryota; Viridiplantae; Streptophyta; Magnoliopsida; Lamiales; Orobanchaceae. The record is from the annotation of a GenBank genome assembly.
AUGCUCCGACUGACGACGCUCCACUGGUGGCGUCAAGGACACGGAAGCCUAGAAACCCUGAAGCCGAGAGCCACCACGGGUAACGCCGUCGCGACUCGCCGCCGCAGCCGAUCUCCGGCGAUGGCCACUAACACCGGGAAACCUCUCUCCACCAGAGCCCCUGCCGUCGUCUCAACCUUUCCGUCUGCGGCGGAUGAAUCUUUCGAUUUCUCCUCCGAUUCGAAGGCGCCGAAGCUCCGUGUCUCCGAAGAUCAGCUGCGUCACUGCUCAGAGGCUCUCGUGAGCUUCAAAGCCAAGAGGUUCGGUUCCCCUCAGACGAUCCACCAGGAGUUCCAGAUCUUGCAGGCAAAUAGGCUGACAGCUUCAGAGAUGAGGAAUAGAUGUAACAUGGCUCUUAAUGGCGUAAAUUACUCCAAGAACCGUUAUACAGAUGUUUUGCCAUUUGAUGAUAACAGGGUGAUCUUGAAACAAUGUGCGGAUUACAGAUCAUCAGCUGGUGGAUAUAUCAAUGCAAGCUUGAUCAUGACUUCUGAAAAUGUGUCUUGGUUUAUUGCGACUCAAGGUCCGCUUUCACACACUUCUGAGGAUUUUUGGGAAAUGAUACUCCAGUAUCGCUGCCCUGUAAUAAUUAUGCUCACUCGCUUGAUCGACAAUUACCAUACAGUGAAGUGCAUAGAUUAUUUCCAAGCAGAGGAUGGACCUAGAGGGUUUGGCAACACAUGCAUUUCCACAAAGUGGAUACAAACACUGGACAACUCAUUGAUAUUGCGAUGCUUAGAAGUUAAACACAAAGAGUCAGAGGAACCCCCAUUAUCUGUUCUGCACGUUCAGUAUCCUGAAUGGCCUGAUCAUGGAGUUCCGAGAGACACUCUUGCUGUUCGUGAGAUCUAUAAGAGAAUAUCUAAUGUCCCGCCCAGUCUCGGGCCUAUUGUUGUUCACUGCAGCGCUGGUAUUGGUAGGACGGGAACAUAUUGCGUUAUCCACAAUACAAUCCAGAGGGUUCUUAUGGGUGACAUGACUGCUUUGGACCUUGUUAAUACCAUAACCACUUUUAGGUCACAGCGUAUAGGAAUGGUGCAAACUAUGGAGCAGUACCUGUUCUGCUAUGAUGCAAUUAUCGAUGAACUCGAGGACCUCACUGCAAAUGGCAAGGCUCAGGGCAGUUUAUGA